Brassicogethes aeneus is the source of this 1593-nucleotide messenger RNA. The record is from the annotation of a GenBank genome assembly. Lineage: Eukaryota; Metazoa; Arthropoda; Insecta; Coleoptera; Nitidulidae.
UUUUAUACUUAACUCAUACUUGGCUGUACUGUCGAGAAUGAGGUGGGGAAGUGGUAGUGUAGUGACAAUCGACUAAUAAAUAUUAAUUGUAGUCACAAUACUUUUUUCCAACAAUAAGUAGUUUACAUUUCAUGUUAAUAAAAUGAGUGAUUCGGAAAAGUGCGAGACCGAAUUGGUAUCCAAACCAGUAAAACGGUUAGGCGUAAGACAUGUCCAGUACGUACUAUUAUUUUUGGCAACCGUUAUAGGAUACGGCAUGAGAACCAACCUAUCUGAAGGAAUUGUCGCCAUAACAGCCACAGACAAAGAUAAACCGUCUCCUGACAUAAAGACUUAUCCAGAAUGGAAGGACUACAAAAACACGAUGCUCUCCUCAUUCUUUUGGGGUUACGUCUGCCUCCAAAUCGGUGCUGGGCAGAUAGCCAAAAAAUUCGGCCCGAAAUUGUCGCUAACCCUUGCCAUUGCCGUUUCCUCCUCCUUCAGCAUCCUACUACCCAUUUUAGCCGAUGUAAUAGGCUACCAGGGCGUCAUAAUUUGCAGGGUUUUUCAAGGCUUGAGCCAAGGCUUCCUGUACCCUUCUUUCCACCACUUGUUGAGUGUUUGGGCUCCAAACUCGGAAAGAUCCAAGGUUAUAUCCUUUGUAUAUACAGGUGGCCCUCUCGGGAACGUGAUAUCACUCCAACUGACGGGUUUCAUAGCUGAUUCAACAUUGGGUUGGCCUGUGGUGUUCUAUAUCUACGGAGGUCUAGGUUUGACCUGGUCGGUUGUUUAUUUUAUAUACGGUUCCAACAGUCCUUCGCAAAUCAAAAAUAUUUCCGAGAGCGAGAAAAAAUUCAUUGAAUCUGAAACGUGUGGUGAAAGUAAAAAUAUUCCUACACCUUGGAAAGCUAUUUUUACAUCGUCGCCACUGCUGGCUAUUACAAUAGGCCAUGCAGGCAAUAAUUGGGGAUUUUGGACCCUCCUCACAGAAAUACCAAGUUACUUGAAAUCAAUAUUUGAUUAUAAAUUAAAAACGGUAGCUCUAUUGGAUGCGCUAGCAUAUUUCGCCAUGUGGACUUUGGGUUUUGUUUUCAGUCCAAUCGCCGAUCAUUUUAUAACAAAGAAAGUAUUUUCCAUAGGAGCAACCAGAAAAAUAAUGAAUUCAAUUGGACUGUUCAUACCAGCUGCAGCCUUAGUGGCGCUGGCUUUUUUGCCAAAAGAACAAGGAACGCUGGCAAUAGUGUUACUGGUCGUAGCGGUUGGUAUUAAUUCCGCCACAUUCUGCGGUUACAACGUUAAUCACAUCGACAUAUCCCCCAACCACGCGGGGGUUUUGAUGGGGAUAACCAACUCUGUUUCCAAUGUUUGCUCCAUUUUGGCACCGCUGGCAAUCGAUGGCAUACGAGCGAUGACAGGAUAUGACGAGGAGGAUAAAGCGCUUUGGACCAUAGUAUUUUGUUUGUCAUCUGGAAUCUACGUUGUGUCGGGUCUUUAUUUCAAUAUAUUUGCCUCUGGUGAAAUUCAACCAUGGAACUCCGAGGAUUAUUUGAGUAAAAAAAAAGAACAAAAAGAAUCAAAUAGCUAAGUGUAUUAUUUAUUUAUUUAUUUAUAUUU